Messenger RNA from Penicillium maclennaniae, 1101 nucleotides. RefSeq lists its product as uncharacterized. Lineage: Eukaryota; Fungi; Ascomycota; Eurotiomycetes; Eurotiales; Aspergillaceae. The record is from RefSeq and is a predicted model, not a curated record. The transcript has a single exon. The coding region runs from base 1 to 1101 and encodes 366 amino acids.
AUGUCUGGCUCCUGGGGGGCCAGAAAGCCCAUCCGCGUGAAACUAAAACUGAGCGUACCUGAGAUCAAGGCAGAACUUCUCGAUGAGAAUACACUCGCAGAACCAAAUACACCAAACAUUCCAGCAGAUAGCUCCCCUCCUCAUCCAGACCACAUUCUCACGCCUCCUCCCGCCCGCACGCUCGCUUCGCGGCGUUCGAUUCAUCCAGACCCGAAACAAAGUCGCACCUACAUCCCCCGUGAAAGCGAUAUCAGUGCCCUAGACAUUGGGCCAAGGCUCACUCGGUCUCAAUUACAACCCGUCAGUCUUCCAAGAAUCAUUCAGCCUCCCUUGGCCGCACGUACGGGGUUUAUGCGAUCAAUCCCAGUGGCCGCUCGUUCACGCAACUCAGAAGCCGUGAAAGCUACAGAGAAUGUUCAAGUCGACUUCUCUGAUCGAGACUCUGAGGUACCUACUUCAGACAAUCCAUCAAUUAGCCCAGAAAGCUUCUCAAACGGUACUUGUCGAUGUGACGAGAUGUAUUCCAUCCCCAAUCCCUUUGAUAUUCGUUGUCCACAGCCAAUAUUACCAGUCAAAUUUCGACGCUAUGACAUUGAGGAAUUAGAGGCCGAGGCAGUCACAUUCAGCAGCAUCAUGUCAAUUAAUCCCGAAGUUUUUCACCAAGAACGUCGCCGGAAUCUCGUGCUUCGACUCCUCGAACGAAGACCUCGUGUAUGGAAGAGAACGGUCAUACGGGACAGUGACUUCCUUGGGCUCGGUUAUGGCAGCGGAUUCGAUGUGGAUCUCGUGCUCAGUGACAGACAUUUUCAUCAUGCGAUCAAUCUUGACCCGCAGACGAAAGAUACGUCUCAUUCACAGCCACGGUCCCCUCAAGCUGUUCCGCCCUGGAAUGCGACAGACUCGUAUCCCGAUAUUUACACUGCAGUUACGGAUGACUACAACUGGUCCCAGGAGGUUCACAAACGGUUGAAAGAUGACAGGAAAGCGCUCGAUGAGCGGGAGGCUCGGCUGGAUGAUAUUCAAUUCGAGGGGCCCAUGGUGGCAGAUGAUCCACCGAUUGAGGAUUUUAUGUAUGAAGGCCAAAUAGUCGAAGAGUUUUGA